CGUCGCGCUCCUCGUUCGACUUGGUGCGUCUUCGUCUUCCCAUUUCAGCUCCGCGUGUGCGACGCGUCUGACGCGUUAUCCCACGUGCCCUUAGAGCCUUCCUCUGUCACUUCUAUCGCAGCCACCACCACCACCACCUCCUCCUCGUCGGUAUGGCGCAACCACAGCAGCCCUAUCCAGAGACCGCCAGCAGCGCCUCUGGCUCUGCGACUUCCUCGCCUCACGCGCACCCCGACAGUCCACCGUCCGAGGGCACAGAUGAACCCACCGAUCUUGACCGCAUCGACGAGGGUCCUUCGCCAUACUCUCAACGCCGCCGCCGGUCGACCGCGCGUGGCGAUGGCGGCCCAGAGUCUCGCGAGAAGCGCAAGCGGUCACGCGUCACUCCUGAGCAGCUCACCCAGCUCGAGAGUUUCUUCGUAGCCAACCGGAGUCCAACCGCCGCUCGUAGGAAGGAGAUCAGCGAUAUGCUGGGCAUGACUGAGCGCCAGACGCAGAUAUGGUUCCAGAACAGGCGUGCUAAGGCCAAGCUACAGACGGGCAACAAGGGACGACCAUCGACCGAACCGUCACCCGACAUACCUUCGAUCCACAGCUUCGCUGACGACCCGCAGCUCCGCGCAUGGAUACAUGAAGACGGACCUGUCAGGCUGAUCUCGUGCACCGACCUGGCGAUUGGGACCUGGCGCCGAAUCGCGACGCUGCAGGCCAAGUACGAUCUCUUGGCCUACGUCUGCGAGGCCAAGAGGUGCGUGGUCUGGUACGUGCACUGUGCCGGCUCUGGCUUCAAGAUGGAGAUCCCUUUCGACAUCAUCACCGACGUGACGAUGGACGGCGUCUCGCCGGGAAUGGCCAUGGUCUGCUUGACGCUGGCGCGGCCACCCUUGUUCUUCCUCGAGAGCAGAGCAUCCUUGGGCGCGGAUGCCUCAGCCACCCCAUUUUGGAGACCGUGCGCCGACUGGACAGAGGACAUGCAGGCGUCGAAGGUCCUCCGGCAUGAACUUGUCGGCGCUGCCGCCCAGCUAUCCCAGGACCUGAUAGAGAGGUAUCAGCUCGGCAGACACGCUGUUCAGGGCUUCACGGCACGGUCGUUUGCGUACAGUGAUGAGCAAGCGACCUUCGACCCCGUCCCAGCUGUCCAUGCGCCCGUUCCCGUGGCUGCUCAUCCCAGUAUGUACCACCCACCGCGGAUAGACUACCCCUUGGGCCAGCAGGCUAUGCAGCCGAGUCUCCUGGCUCGGCGAGCGUCCGAAGCGUGCAUCUCGACCCACUCGCCGGCACCCUGGGACUCGCCGCCCAUCCAGUCCACACCAUCACAGCAGUAUCUACCGAUGCAUCAGAACGGUCCCGCCUGGGUGGAGAAUUACCCGAUGACUGCAGCGUCGAAGCCAAUCGUCCCAUACAACGUACAGCCGACCGAACCCGCGCGCAUGCCUUCUCUCGUUACUUCGCCGCCGUCCGUGGAAACGUUCUCGCCGUACAUGAGCGGGUACUACGGCGAACUCCAAGGGACUUCACGGCGCGACUCCGCAUCGUCGUACUUCUCUUCGUCGAGCGGACUAGCGUCCUCUAUCUCCACCGCCCACUCGUCCUUUGACAUCCCUAGCCCACAAACGGCUGACAUGGGCGGCACGCAGCGGCGUUGGGGCGAGCCUGCCCUCAUCGACUCUCAGUCGCUCUACGACGGCCAGGGCUACGAACAGAUGCACGGGCAAAUACACAUGGGAACCCAUAUGGGUACGGACAUGCCACCGUACGGAUUUGACUCGAUGCACGAUAAACAUUACGAAUAAAGGGUACCGUUCUCUGUCGAUAGGUAAAUAGUAGAUGUGCAUUGUAUCCCAAAACGUUGCUUCUGUAGCCUCGCCUUCAUGGCGCAUCUCCGUCUCUCCGACCAUCCGCAGUAUUUAUCAUAUAGCUGUGUCGUCUCUCGUUGUCGGUCGUAUAUCUUGCCUUAUCAUUAUUCCAGUCACUCGCUCGUAGCUCUAUGUUUUUGUUAUUAUCCUCGUCAUCGGCUCAGUCUGACACCUUAGCAGUAGUAGUAGAGGCGUAAUGUCAGAAAAGGCACCGACUGCCCGAGGCGGUAGCGCAUCGUAUCGAACCAUCGUCUGACCAUCUAGAUUCGAUCGUGAACACAGACCAGUCAAUAUCGAGUGUGCACCGCCAGCAGCCCGUUCCCAGCUAGUCUCCGUUGCAGAUCAUAAUAGACCAUAAUACCCGGCAAGCGUCGUUCCCAGCGGACACCGAAAGCACAUCAUGAAACGAUUCAAACGACCAGGAUCUGUUGGGUCU
Rhodofomes roseus is the source of this 2292-nucleotide messenger RNA. RefSeq lists its product as uncharacterized. Gene Ontology annotation, molecular function: RNA polymerase II cis-regulatory region sequence-specific DNA binding. The transcript has 3 exons. Gene Ontology annotation, biological process: regulation of transcription by RNA polymerase II; cell differentiation. The coding region runs from base 153 to 1793 and encodes 546 amino acids. The record is from RefSeq and is a predicted model, not a curated record. Lineage: Eukaryota; Fungi; Basidiomycota; Agaricomycetes; Polyporales; Fomitopsidaceae.